CCUGCCUUCGUAACCAAGUAGACGUUUGUACAUGGACUGUGUAUGCCGUCGCUGCUAAGCGUAAUAUCCCGAGGGACUUUAGUUUCGCCUAGCGCGUAGUGGGGCUCCGAUCUCUCACCGCACGUACGUACGUACGUACGUUAUACGCACGCACGUAUGCUCGCUCGUCGUCUGGUAAUACGACUGCCCGCGUUGCCCAGUCAAUGUUAUACUGUCGUUGACAACAGUCGCGGACUCGAGUUUCGCUCUCCGCUUUGAUAAGCGCGCGUUCAUUUUGCCGUCCGCGAGGGUGGUGGACGUCUCCCAGGCUCUCGCCUCCGUUCACGAUACAGACAUACCAAGUUCGACGAACUCUACUAGCCGGAGGAGAGCACUGGACGACGCGCGAUGUCGUUCCUAUAUCGGAUACCCGCGACGAUACUCGCGAGUAUUUCGUAAGAAACGCGGGCAAACAUCGCCACAAGUUGGGUCCACCACUUUGACCAUCGCAACGCAUGACGUAUACAAUCUCUUCCGGUACACACGCGCGUUGUGACGCAUGAGCAAACGCCGCGUUUAGUGCGAACAGUUUAAGAUAAUUACCAGCCCGAGAGCAGUUCAGGAUAAAGAGACAAGAUUGACAGUCUAGGGUAAAAACGAGUUUGAGGUAAACUUGUUUGGCAUUUUGCGUGAUUGCGUUUGAUGAGGUAAUUCUUGCACGAGUUACCCGAUUCGGUAGUUACUACGAGAACUCUGGUGGCCAUGCUUGAUGAUUUGCAACAUAAUAUGCCUUGAUGUGCUAACAUUAUUCCCCAUCUCAACUCAACGACGCUCCCUGGCCGACCUGAGUCGAUUCGACGUUGAUCUAUAAUGUCAGCCGGAUAUUUGAAACGGUUGCACUGAUGAUGCGAAAACAGAAUACUUGACACCGGUCCGUCUGCUGAAACAAGCGAACGGCAAACGGGUUAAAAGGCAUGCUUUUCUACGAUGGAGCAGCUGCCCUCCAGUCGUGACAAUAAGUCCAAAGUAUUCUCGACUGGCACCACCCACGUGGCUCUCGGCACGAGGCAGCAGCCGCUGUCUCCCACAGCGUUCCAUCCCAUAAAGAUAAAGCAACGCGUUUCGACUUUACACGAGGGAAGGAAUUGUAACAGACUCGGAGUGGACUAAUGCGUUUUGCUGCGUAACGCAAUAAGAGUGCUUUUCAUCCGGCUCCACGCUCCAUUGCCUAAUAAAUAGAAUAAUUUAGUAAACUUCCAGGACACGGAGGCAGAGAAGGCAAUAAUGGGUUCCAUCGUGUAUUGUAUACAUCACAAGGACGGUUGUAAGUGGUCGGACGAACUGAGGAAGUUGAAGGCGCACUUGAACACGUGUAAACACGAUGCGGUGCCCUGCGGAAAUAAAUGCGGAGCGAUGAUUCCUCGUGUGCUGAUGGAGGACCAUCUGAAGUACACCUGCGCCCAGCGCAGGGCUCGUUGCGACUUUUGUGCCAAAGAAUUCACCGGACACACUCUAGAGAAACACACGGGAACGUGCGGCUACGAGCCGUUGUAUUGCGAGAACAAGUGCGGUAUGAAGGUGCAGAGGCGGCACCUCGGCCAGCACAAGCUGGGGGAGUGCGCCAAGAGGCUGGUCGCCUGUCGUUACUGUAAUAAAGAAUUCGUUUUCGAUACGCUCGGUGCUCACCACGCGAAAUGCGGCCGGUUCCCGGUUGCGUGUCCCCAUCGUUGCGAAACCGCUGUGCUACCUCGAGAGGAUCUCGAGGUUCACCUGAAGGAUCAUUGCACCACGCAUCUACUUUCUUGUACAUUCAAGGACGCCGGUUGUCGCUUCAAGGGAAACAGAUUUUCGCUGGAUAAACAUUUAGAGGAGUCCGCGAAGAUGCAUCUAAGUCUUAUGUGUAGCCUCGUAACGAAACAACAGCAUCAAAUAACCAGUCUCAAAUCGGCCAUCAGCAAACUAUCAUUAAAUUAUACGGGCACGCUUAUAUGGAAGAUCACGGAUUACGCUGCCAAGAUGUCGGAAGCGAAAGCGAAGGAAGGAAUGGAGCUCGUCAGUCCGCCUUUCUACACUAGUCAAUACGGAUACAAGUUACAGGCUUCGAUUUUCUUGAACGGGAACGGCACCGGGGAGGGCAGCCACAUCUCGAUAUACAUAAAAAUUCUACCCGGCGAAUACGACGCGCUCUUACGAUGGCCGUUCUCGCACAGCGUGUCGUUCACGAUGUUCGAUCAGACGGUUGUCGCGGAGAAGGCGUGCAAUAUCGUAGAGAGCUUCAUACCGGACCCGACAUGGAAAAACUUUCAGCGGCCAAGCCGCGAGCCGGACUCUCUCGGUUUCGGCUUCCCUCGAUUCGUCUCCCACGAAAUGGUGAAGAAGCGACACUUCGUCAAAGAUGACACCAUGUUCAUUCGAGUUAAGGUGGAUCCUAGCAAGAUUGUAGCCGUUUAAAGAGACGCGUCAAUGAUGGAUUGUAUACGCGCAAUACUUCUAAAACGUUACGUUUUUGGAUUCUAUGUGAUAUCUCCAAGUACUUGAGCAUACGGUACUUACUUCGCCUUAAAUAAUGUGCGGUGUUUCAAUCGGGUUAAAAAAAACAAAACUAGAGAACUACGUCAAAACAGGUUCCGUCUCAAUUGUAUACUUGCCUAUUGUGAGAUAUUGCCGGUAUAACUGUAGGUUUAAUAAUUUAUUAUGACACUGCCAAACACGAUGCAUCUACUUUGCUAAUUUUUCUCAACUACUUAUUUUGUUCGAUCCGUUUGAUGCGUAGAAAAAUGUUUUUGUUCUCUGAAAGCGAUUUAAAUUCAGAAUAUCCUAUCAAUUUUCAAGCAACCGAGGUUCUUUGAUCUUUCCAAGCGGCCUUACACGAUAGGGUAAGUUAUUCUUAGGGAGAAAAAAAUCAAAGAUUGUUAAGGAACUGUACAUUAGACGCUUAAGGAAUGUAAAUAUAAAUGGAAUGCCAUACGAUAAUGGACCGACGAGCAAAAGUAAUCGAACAAUUCACCGAUGUAAAUAUGCACUUAUGUCUAGUUAUAACGAAAAAAUGUGAUCGAAAUAUGCUAGUAAUACGAAAUGUCUUCAAAGUAUAAGCUGACUAAUAAUAAAACUAUUGUAUAAUCAUACGCAA
This is a messenger RNA of Ooceraea biroi (clonal raider ant), 3109 nucleotides long. RefSeq names its product TNF receptor associated factor 4 (gene Traf4). The record is from RefSeq and is a predicted model, not a curated record. Gene Ontology annotation, cellular component: plasma membrane signaling receptor complex. Gene Ontology annotation, molecular function: zinc ion binding; ubiquitin protein ligase binding; tumor necrosis factor receptor binding. Gene Ontology annotation, biological process: regulation of canonical NF-kappaB signal transduction; signal transduction; regulation of apoptotic process. NCBI's taxonomy places the organism in Eukaryota, Metazoa, Arthropoda, Insecta, Hymenoptera, Formicidae.